AUGAACUUGGAAAUCCCUCAAAGACAGUUCACCAAGGAAGAAAUUAAUCGCUGCUACUUAAGAUGGCAGCAGUUAAGGAACGAACACGGUGAAAAUGCGCCUAAUGUACCGGAGUUCAUAUAUUUCACCAAGGUUCUGCAUGUUGCUGCUAAACAGCAGCAAGAGCAGCAACAACAACACCAACACCAACAUCAGCAGCAGCAGCAGCAGCAGCAGCAGCCACCGCAACAACAACAGGUUCCAUAUGCUAUGCCGUCGAUGCAAGCGAUGAAUCAACAGAGACAAGCUUCAGGAACACCGCAACCGAUACCGCUACAACAACCGAGAUCAGGAUCACCAGGCAUAUCUUCUUCGCAAUCGGCGCCUCAAGGUGCACAACAAACCAAUGGACACAAUUCUCAUCAUUCUACGAUAUUCACAGCUGAACAAUCGGAAUUACUGAAGGCACAAAUAACCUCAUUAAAAUCUUUAGUAAAUCAACAGCCAGUCUCUCCAGAAUGUCAGAAUAUUAUCCAACAGUCAGUCAGCAGUGCACCAGAUUUUAAGAAAAUGUUAAUGGCAUUGAGUGAGUUUGUAAAAAAGAGGCAGCUCCAACAGCAACAAAAUGGCCCAGCUCAAUCUCCACCACCACAACAGCGACAACAACAAUCACCUUUACCACAACAGCAGCAGAUGCAAGGUCCAAAUCCACAACAGUCGCCAGCUCCUCGACAGAUGACUCCACAGAUGGCUAAUGCUAGAUUACAACAGUUGCAGUUCCAGCAGCAGCGUCAACAGCAGCAAUUACAAAGGCAGCAAUGGCAACAGCAGCAGCAGCAACAGCAGUUAAGAAACCAACAGUUGCAGCAACAAAAGGAAAGAAUUCUUAAAGCCCAAAUGUCCGCCGCUGCUACACCAAGUGGUGAAAGUAACGGUACUCCUAAUGGUAUAGGUGGGACGCCUGCUGGUAGCUUAAGCACUCCUGGUGGUGAUGUCCAAUCGAAGGAGGAAAGAGAACAGUCGCUAAGUAAUGUUGGUGAUCAACAGCCUUCCCAGUCUGAUCCUGUCGAGCCACCGAAACAACAGCAACAACCACAACCACAACCUCAACCACAGCCUCAAAUUCCCGAAGAGGCCAAGAAACCGCCCAAACAACAGGCACCAAUACCAUUAUCUGAAUUUGUCGAGAAGACAAAGGAAGUGGGGCGUGUGGUCGAUACAGACAAUCCAGACCUGGUUGUAGAUUCGUAUGAUUUGCCGCCGACACCAAAUGAAAUGGUUGAUUAUCAAAGUCUUUUCCCCAAUGCUAUCAAACCUAAAUUGACUAUAACACCUGGUUUAUUACCAGUGGGGCUUGAUGUCCAUACGGCAGAAGAAAUUUAUCAAACUCUUAUAGCGCUUAAUUUGGAUACCUCUGUUGAUGACUGCUUAGCCAAGGUUCUGGAUGAAUCCGUUAGUGAUGAACUCAAAGACCAAUGCAUUUAUGAUUACUAUGCCUUACAGCUACUACCAUUGCAAAAAGCAGUUAGGGGACAUGUCCUACAGUUUCUUUGGUAUCAAAGUUCUCUUUUGACAAAUACUCACCCAAAUUUUCUUUCCAAGAUAAGGAAUAUUAAUGUCCAAGAUGCUUUGCUCACAGGUGAGCUUUAUAAGAAGCAUGAAUCAUUACAAUAUGAGAAGAAAAGAGUGGAAAAAAUUAAGAAAUUGGAAGCUGUCAGGACAUCGUGUGUUGACCUUUACAACAAAAGAUUAGACAAUAGAACGAAGCGUGUAAAAUUCGGUCACAAGCUUAUUGGUAUUCAUGCUAAUAUAGAAAAGGAAGAACAGAAGAGGGCUGAAAGGAAGGCUAAAGAGCGUUUGAUGGCUUUGAAAGCUAAUGAUGAAGAGGCAUAUAUCAAGUUGUUGGAUCAAACAAAGGAUACGAGAAUUACACAUUUAUUGAGACAAACCAAUGCGUUUUUAGACUCACUAACAAGAGCUGUUAAGGAUCAGCAGGAGUAUACGAGGGAUAUGAUAGAUUCGCAUUUGAAAGAAGAUAGUGAAGAUCAUGACAUAGUCUCCACAAUGAAUGAUGAUGACGAUGAGGAAUCAUCAAAUGUCGAUUAUUAUAACGUGGCCCAUAGGAUUCAAGAAGAUAUUAAGGAACAACCUUCUAUUCUUAUUGGUGGUCAGCUGAAGGAAUACCAGAUGAAAGGUUUACAAUGGAUGGUCUCUUUGUUUAACAAUCAUUUGAACGGUAUUUUGGCUGAUGAAAUGGGUCUCGGUAAGACAAUUCAAACUAUUUCGCUUCUCACUUAUUUAUAUGAAAAGAAAAAUAUCAAAGGACCAUUCUUGGUGAUUGUGCCUCUCUCUACCUUGACUAAUUGGAGUUCAGAAUUUGAAAAAUGGGCACCUAUUCUAAGGACGAUUGCUUACAAAGGUUCGCCAAAUGAGAGAAAGGCUAAACAAGCUAUAAUUAAAUCAGGUGAGUUUGAUGUCGUAAUAACUACUUUUGAAUAUGUGAUCAAGGAGAAGUCUGUUCUUUCAAAACCUAAGUGGGUCCAUAUGAUCAUCGAUGAGGGACAUAGAAUGAAAAAUACACAAUCUAAGUUGUCGUUGACCUUAAACAAUUUUUACCACUCUGAUUACAGGUUGAUCUUAACAGGUACUCCGCUUCAAAACAAUCUGCCAGAAUUAUGGGCUUUGCUGAACUUCGUCUUACCGAAAAUUUUCAAUUCUGUUAAAUCAUUUGACGAGUGGUUCAACACGCCUUUCUCCAGUGCUGGUGGGCAAGAUAAGAUAGAAUUAAGUGAAGAAGAGAUGUUAUUGGUCAUUAGGAGGUUGCAUAAAGUAUUGAGACCAUUCUUGUUACGUCGUUUGAAAAAAGAUGUGGAAAGAGAAUUACCAGACAAAGUGGAAAGAGUCAUCAAAUGUAAGAUGAGCGCUUUGCAAAGUGUCAUGUACCAACAGAUGUUAAAACACCGUCGUUUGUUUAUCGGUGACCAAACUAACAAAAAAAUGGUCGGUUUACGUGGUUUCAACAAUCAAAUCAUGCAAUUAAAGAAGAUUUGUAACCACCCUUUUGUCUUCGAGGCAGUUGAGGAUCAAAUCAACCCGACCCGAGAGACAAAUGCUGCCAUUUGGCGUGUAGCGGGAAAAUUGGAAUUACUGGAGAGGGUCCUGCCCAAACUCAAAGCAACUGGCCACAGGGUCUUAAUAUUUUUCCAAAUGACUCAAAUCAUGGAUAUUAUGGAGGAUUUCCUAAGAUACAUCGAUAUCAAAUACUUGAGAUUAGAUGGACACACCAAAUCGGAUGAAAGAAGUGAAUUACUUUCGCUGUUCAAUGAUGAAGAAGCCGGUUACUUCUGUUUUAUUCUAUCUACAAGAGCUGGUGGUUUAGGUUUGAACUUGCAGACUGCAGAUACUGUCAUCAUUUUUGAUACCGAUUGGAACCCUCAUCAAGAUUUACAGGCACAAGAUAGAGCACAUAGAAUUGGUCAGAAGAAUGAAGUCAAAAUCUUAAGAUUGAUUACUCAAAAUUCUGUAGAGGAGGUGAUUUUGGAAAAAGCUCACAAGAAGUUGGAUAUAGAUGGUAAGGUUAUUCAGGCCGGUAAAUUCGAUAAUAAAUCCACAUCAGAAGAACAAGAAGCAUUGUUGAGGUCUUUGUUAGAUGCUGAAGAUGAAAGAAGAAGGAGAAGAGAAAUGGGUCUUGACGAAGAGGAGGAAAUCGAUGAUAAUGAAAUUAACGAAAUCUUGGCAAGAGAUGAUGAUGAAUUGAUCAAAUUUGCUGAAAUUGAUGCCGAAAAAUCAAGGAAGGCAUUAGAGAUGGGUAUUACAACCAGACUGAUGGAAAGCAACGAACUUCCGGAAAUUUACCAUCAGAAUUUAGAUAUCGAAUUAGAACGUGAGGAUUCUGAAACUGUUGCUUAUGGAGGCCGUGGUACCAGAGAGCGUAAGACUAUGGCAUAUAAUGAUAAUAUGUCUGAAGAGCAAUGGCUUAAACAGUUUGAAGUUAGUGACGAAGAAGAUGCAGACGGAGAAUCUUCAGGGUUUAAGAGGCGUAAGGCUGGUAAAUCCCGUUUUGGAACGAAAAAGCUUAAGGUCGAGGAUGGGAAUGGGGAAGCCGCUAGUGGUGAUCAAACGCCGACUUCCUCUAUUGAGCCUCUAGCUGAAAGAGAGACUAGCGCUGUAGAUGAACCACCUCUUCCUGAUGGACCGACAACUCUGGAGGAACCGGUGGAAGAUGCCACAAUGGCACUUUCACCAACGUUACCUGUGACUGCUGGAAAGACUACUUCUAAAAGUACGAGAGGUAGAGGCAGAGGCAGAGGCAGGAAGACGACUGCUGGUCGUGUCCGCUCCACUCGGGGUCGGGGUCGUGGUCGUCCACCCAAGCCGAAGGCAGGCUUGGAGUACGUUCGUGAUCCAUCUGCUACGACUGAACCACAAGAUGUUAGAAUCAAAGUUUCUGAAGAAGCUAGAGAGCUGUACAAUUAUGCUCUCGAAUACACCAGUGAUGAUGAAGCAAGAUUAUCAGAUAUCUUUUUGGAGAAACCACCAAAGGAAUUAUUCCCUGAUUAUUACCAGUUGAUCAAGUACCCAAUAGCGUUUGAAACGAUUAAUUCUGCCAUUGAAUCCUUUUCCUAUGAUUCUUUGAAGCAAGUUCUUGAGGAUUUCCAUUUGAUCUUUUUAAAUGCAAGAAUUUACAAUACGGAAGAUUCCUUGGUAUACAUCAACUCUGUAGAGCUGGAGCAAGUUGUUACUGAUAAAUAUAGAGAAAUGACUGGGGAUGAUAGACUACUAGAUUUUAGUAAGUUUGAGGAGAGUUUUGCCACGAAGCCACUGAACUUGGCACAAGUACUUCCUGAAGAUAGUGCGGCUGCUGAUGUUGCAAGUGACUCACCGACGGUUGAUGGUACAAAGAUGGAUACCAUCGAACCUUCUGAAACACCCCAUUCGGUAGAGCCGAAUGAUGGAGGAGGAUCAUCUUCUACAUGA
Messenger RNA from Zygosaccharomyces rouxii, 4956 nucleotides. It is a transcript of the gene SNF2, whose product is annotated as SWI/SNF catalytic subunit SNF2. The record is from RefSeq and is a predicted model, not a curated record. Gene Ontology annotation, biological process: positive regulation of transcription by RNA polymerase II. The transcript has 2 exons. Gene Ontology annotation, cellular component: nucleus. Bases 1 to 4956 code for a protein of 1651 amino acids. Gene Ontology annotation, molecular function: ATP binding; DNA binding; histone binding. Lineage: Eukaryota; Fungi; Ascomycota; Saccharomycetes; Saccharomycetales; Saccharomycetaceae.